Molecule: messenger RNA, 159 nt
Organism: Aspergillus luchuensis
Lineage: Eukaryota; Fungi; Ascomycota; Eurotiomycetes; Eurotiales; Aspergillaceae
Exons: 1
Coding region: 1-159 (52 amino acids)
Source: RefSeq, a predicted model, not a curated record
AUGGAGCAGGUCCAGCGGAGCGGCGACUAUCUCAACACUUACCCCCGGGAGGAUCCAUACGCGGUGCAGAUCGCCAUGGACGCCCUCUUCCACCCUGCCCACUGCCCCCUGGUGCUACCUCCUGGCGCUGCGUCGGUAUUGGUGCGCAAGGGAGACUAG